This is a messenger RNA of Alosa alosa (allis shad), 2933 nucleotides long. RefSeq names its product calcium/calmodulin-dependent protein kinase type II subunit beta-like. NCBI's taxonomy places the organism in Eukaryota, Metazoa, Chordata, Actinopteri, Clupeiformes, Clupeidae. Gene Ontology annotation, molecular function: calcium/calmodulin-dependent protein kinase activity; ATP binding; calmodulin binding. Gene Ontology annotation, cellular component: cytoplasm; neuron projection. Gene Ontology annotation, biological process: protein phosphorylation. Bases 419 to 2467 code for a protein of 682 amino acids. The record is from RefSeq and is a predicted model, not a curated record. The transcript is spliced from 25 exons.
CCUAUAUUGGUUCAAAAGCAAUUGUUCAAAAGUUAGUUUAGACUAAUUCGAUCAGAGCGCGUAAAUUAUUCCGUCCUACUGCGGCCGGUCUCUUCACAUUUGCAGUUAUUUGCAACACCCGGUCGGUGGCAGUGUUCAGCUGACUGGCAGAGUCUCGGCAUUGGUCUCACAGCAAGACGCAUUUUGUAGCAGUAGAACGCAACUGACAGCGAGCGGGGGAGGACGUAGCCAAGCAGUCUACCAACCUACCAGUCCGCCGCCCAGAAAUACGAUUUCUAUCAUUAUUCGUAUGCAUAUCUGUUGUUUAAAACAGGGAGGACGUAUUCGUUUGCUGAGCAAUAUCGAGCUCAACAAAGCAACACUUUAAUCAUAGAUAGUAUUUAAUAAUAGAGGAAUAGUCAUAAUCUGACAAGAAGACAUGGCCACGACAACCUGUACGCGAUUUACAGACGAAUUUCAGCUCUAUGAGGAACUUGGAAAGGGAGCCUUCUCAGUGGUACGUCGGUGUGUCAAGUUGUGCUCGGGUCAGGAGUACGCUGCCAAAAUAAUCAACACCAAAAAACUCAAUGCAAGAGAUCACCAGAAGCUGGAGAGAGAAGCGCGAAUCUGUCGCCUGCUCAAACACUCCAACAUCGUGCGUCUUCAUGACAGCAUAUCAGAAGAAGGCUUCCACUACCUCCUCUUUGACUUGGUGACUGGUGGAGAGCUGUUUGAAGACAUCGUGGCCAGAGAGUAUUACAGCGAGGCCGAUGCCAGUCAUUGCAUCCAGCAGAUCCUGGAGGCGGUGCUUCACUGCCAUCAAAUGGGCGUGGUGCACCGUGACCUGAAGCCAGAGAACCUGCUUCUGGCUAGCAAGUGCAAGAAUGCAGCAGUGAAACUGGCAGACUUUGGGCUGGCCAUCGAGGUGCAAGGAGACCAGCAGGCCUGGUUCGGAUUUGCUGGGACACCAGGUUAUCUUUCCCCAGAGGUUCUUAGAAAGGAGGCAUAUGGCAAACCUGUGGACAUCUGGGCCUGUGGUGUGAUUCUUUACAUCCUGCUGGUGGGUUAUCCCCCUUUCUGGGAUGAGGACCAGCACAAACUCUAUCAGCAGAUCAAAGCUGGAGCAUAUGACUUCCCCUCCCCUGAAUGGGACACCGUCACCCCAGAGGCCAAGAACCUCAUCAAUCAGAUGCUCACCAUCAACCCUGCCAAGAGGAUCACCUCCCAGGAGGCACUUAAACACCCAUGGGUCUGUCAACGGUCUACAGUGGCCUCCAUGAUGCACAGGCAGGAGACUGUGGAGUGCCUUAAGAAGUUCAACGCCAGAAGGAAACUUAAGGGGGCCAUUCUCACUACCAUGCUGGUGUCCAGGAACUUCUCUGCAGCCAAGAGUUUGCUAAACAAAAAGGCUGAUGUCAAGAAAAGGAAGUCCAGCGCCACUGUCCAGUACAUGCCCCAGUCAAACAGCACGAAAAACAGCAUAGUCACCAGCCCCAAAGGAAACCUUCCUUCUCCUGCUCUGGAAGCUCAGACCACUGUGAUCCAUAAUCCAGUGGAUGGGAUUAAGGAGUCGUCAGACAGCAGCAAUGCCACUGUGGAGGAUGAGGAUGUGAAAGCCAAUGGUAAGCAGGCUCCCAGAGUGUUCUGCAACAGGAAUGACAUAUUAGGGAAGAGUGUAGAUAGCGUAAGAGGCCAGUCCAGCACCAGCUCCCUGACCGACAACACUCCUGCCCAGGGCCCCUCCCCAGCCGUCUUCUCGGCCACCAAGUUCUCGGACCUGCUAGGUUGUGUGCGGCGUGGCUCAGGACCACCGAUGGCCGACGGCGAAGGGGUUGCUGGGACACCUCCAGCGGUACUCUCCACCCCUUCCCCGCCCCCUCCCGCCUCUGCCAUGCAGAUGAGCCACCUGACUGACGUCCUGAGCAGCAUGAGACGGGCGCCCCCAGCCCCGGUCCAGCCCCCGCCCCCGCACUCCCACCCGGAGCCAGAGGGGGCGCCCUCUCCCCGCACCGCCCCUGCCGGUGCCCACUCUUCCCCCCCGCCCCCCAUGCCCCCCCCUUCUGGCACCUCCUCGGGCGCCCAGUCACGCAAGCAGGAGAUUAUCAAGAUUACUGAGCAGCUGAUCGAAGCCAUCAACAAUGGAGAUUUCGAGGCCUAUGCGAAGAUCUGUGACCCCGGACUGACCUCGUUCGAGCCGGAGGCGCUGGGCAACCUGGUGGAGGGCAUGGACUUCCACCGGUUCUACUUUGAGAACCUGCUGUCUAAGAACAGUAAGCCCAUCCACACCACCAUCCUAAACCCACACGUGCACCUGAUUGGAGAGGAUGCCGCCUGCAUCGCCUACAUCCGCCUGACGCAGUACGUGGAUGGCCAGGGCCGGCCCCGCAGCAGCCAAUCAGAGGAGACCAGGGUGUGGCACCGCCGCGACUCCAAGUGGCAGAACGUCCACUUCCACUGCUCGGGGGCUCCUGCAGCACCGCUCCAGUGAAGGGCCAGAUCUCCUGUAGCCACAUCAGAGAGUCCAGUCAGAGAGAGUGAUGAAGAUCAGGACAAGGGAGUGUGAGUCCAGUGUUGGGUGGUUCUGAGCCGCUAGUGCCUGACCGUCCCGCACUGGGGAAAACCCCCCCUCCUUACCCAGCAUGCACUUGUCUUUACCACGUCUCAUGUCCCGAAUCCCGCCCUGUCCCCCCUCCCAAUUGACUCCCCACUUACCCCCCUGGCCUCCUCGGUAACCCCUCCCCACCCCUGGCCUCCUCGGUAACCCCUCCCCACCCCUGGAAGUGUAUCAUCGCCACCACCAUUACCAGACCAUCUUUGCCAAAACACAAACAAACGUCUGUGACUCUCCCACCUGGAACGACACCCGACCCAGCCUGCCAAAACUCAACUCAGUGGUCCGACCACAGCUACUGAAAAACACCAUCCACACUUGCCGGGAAGGGAGCCCCCCCACA